Chiroxiphia lanceolata (lance-tailed manakin) is the source of this 1074-nucleotide messenger RNA. RefSeq names its product mast cell immunoglobulin like receptor 1 (gene MILR1). NCBI's taxonomy places the organism in Eukaryota, Metazoa, Chordata, Aves, Passeriformes, Pipridae. The transcript is spliced from 8 exons. Gene Ontology annotation, molecular function: transmembrane signaling receptor activity. The coding region runs from base 61 to 1032 and encodes 323 amino acids. The record is from RefSeq and is a predicted model, not a curated record. Gene Ontology annotation, biological process: cell surface receptor signaling pathway.
CUUUUGAAAGAAAGAUCUGUCAUGUAACUCCACCAGCUCUCUUGUCCAAGUAUCAAGAAAAUGUUUUUUCUCACAAUUCUGCUGUUUUCCUACUCUCAAAUGUCUCAGCAGAUACAGAAAACUACUGAAAGUGGCAAAGGGAUCCUGUCCAACCCCAAGCUCGUACUGGUUCAGAGGAGUUUGAAUGUGGUGAUGAACCAGAACGUGACCCUCUGCUGCUGCUCUGCCUCUGGAUCUCCACCUGUCAGAUACACCUUGUUCAAGCACAACCAGCAGGUAUCCUCUCUGAACAGGUCAGACUCGACCCCUGCAUUGUUCACCUUGACUAUCAGCUCUGCCAGCGACGUGGGUCCCUACAAAUGCAAAGCUGAGCACAACACUUCCAGUGAUGGAAAAUACAGCAACAGCCUCAACUUCACUCUUAUAGAGCCAAUUUCCAAACCAGUGCUGAGCUCACCCACCUCUCACACAACGAAAGGCCAGAACGUGACCCUGUCUUGUUUCUCCGAGAACGGAUCUCUUCCCAUCACUUACAUAUUCUUCAAGGGAAAACAAAGCAUCUCUCCCCCAAAGAUGAUGUAUGAGAGGGAAGCAGCUGUGAUUUUUCUAUUUGUCAAUUCCUCUGCUGACUCUGGAACCUAUAAAUGCAAAGCUAAUAAUAGUUUUCCCAAUAGUAUGAAAUACAGCAACAGUUUCAACUUCACAUUAGCAGAAGAGAGAAGCCAUUCUCAGGCCCUGAUAAUUUCUCUUGGGCUGAUCCUGCUACUACUUGUAAUAGGAUUUGCUGUGGCAAUUCCAUUUUUCAUAAUUCCUUCAUAUAAAGCAAAAAAAUAUAAGUCUACCAGGCCCUCAACUGGCUUUACAUCAACAGUGAAUGUGGAGGAGACUGAAAAUGAUGUCAUAUAUGCAGAGAUUGAGCCUGUUAAGCCAGAAGAAGAAUACAUCAACUUUUCUGUUAUUAGAAGAGAAGAUGAAAAAGCAGGGAAGAGGGAAUGUACUACAGUCUAUUCAAAAGUCCUCAUCAGAAACUGAGUACCAGGUAUGAUCUCCUUUGUGGUUAACCUAAUCAUAUGU